This is a messenger RNA of Vicia villosa (hairy vetch), 2245 nucleotides long. Its product is annotated as cytochrome P450 81F1-like. NCBI's taxonomy places the organism in Eukaryota, Viridiplantae, Streptophyta, Magnoliopsida, Fabales, Fabaceae. The record is from RefSeq and is a predicted model, not a curated record. Gene Ontology annotation, molecular function: oxidoreductase activity, acting on paired donors, with incorporation or reduction of molecular oxygen; heme binding; monooxygenase activity. The transcript is spliced from 7 exons. The coding region runs from base 71 to 1747 and encodes 558 amino acids.
ACAACAACGUUGUCUCUCUCUCUCUCUCUCUCUCUCUCUCUCUCUCUCUCUCUCUCUCUCUCUCUCUAAAAUGAAGGACUCAUCAUCAUCAUCAUCAUGUUUCACUGAUUCAUCUUCUUUUUCUGUUCCAAACACUUUUAUAGGAAUUGUUCUUCUGAACUCCAAGAUCAGAUCUUCAUCUUCUUGUAACAACAACACUCUUCUCUUUACUCGUUCUCAGCUUCUCAGAGACUUUGCAGCAAGAGAGUUCAAUGCUUUUCUAUGGAUUUUUCUUCUUGUUAUCACUUUUCUUUUGCUUAGAAGACUCUUCAAUGUUUUUGCUUUGUUGUAUAAAGCUAGAACUGUACCUGGACCUCCCGCUUCAUCGUUUUUUGGACACUCCAAGCUUCUUUCCAAAGAAAAUUUCACUGAUGUGUUAUCGAAAUCCCACGAGAAGUAUGGACCAAUUGUUAAGCUGUGGUUAGGUCCUACUAAGCUUCUAGUAUCAGUUAAAGAUCCAGUGCUAAUUCAAGAGAUGCUCGUAAAAGCCGAGGAUAAGUUGCCUUUUACUGGAAAAGCAUUUCAUUUAGCCUUUGGCCAAUCAAGCCUUUUUUCCCCUUCCUACGAAAAGGUUCAAAAGAGAAGGGAGUUAUUAGCAACAGAAUUGAACGAAAGAUUGAUGAAAACGGCUGAUCUGAAUCCUCUGAAGGUUGCAGAGUUUAUCAUAGAUCGAAUAGAAAACAUCAGAGUCAGAGGAAACAUUAGUUGUGGAUUGGUUUCUCAGCAUAUGGCUUUCACAUUAAUGGCAGCCACGUUCUUUGGAGACGGUUUCUUGACAUGGCCGAAGGCUGCAAUAUAUGAAGAACUGCUUAUGAUGAUUGCUAAAGAUGCUUGUUUUUGGGCUUCCUAUAAUGUUACUCCGUUUUGGAAACGAGGAUUUUGGAGGUAUCGACGCGCAUGUAAAAAGUUAAGAUGCUUAAGUGAAGACAUUCUUGAUUGCAGAAAGAGUUGCGAGAGUUUAGACCAUAUCGAUCAAAAUGUAUUGACUAAAUCAGCAAAAGAUCAGCAAAAUUCUAAGGAAGAAUCUUACGGUAACAUCAUGCGUAUGAUGCUUCAUGGAUCUCAAACUACAGCGGCUUUAAUCGCCUAUGUAUUGACUAAUCUUAUCAAGCAUCUGGAAAUACAGGAUAAGGUUUAUUCGGAGAUUAGCAUGGUUGGGAGAAACCCUUCAAAAUAUGAGCAUGAAGAUGUUUAUAGGAUGCAUUUGCUAUUGGCUACAAUUUAUGAAUCUGCACGUCUUCUCCCUACUGGUCCCAUGCUUCAGAGGUGUUCUAUGAAACAAGACUUGAAAUUUGCAACUGGUGUAACCGUACCUGCUGGAGCUGUACUCGUUGUUCCGGUUCAAUUAGUACAGAAGGACGACUUCAAUUGGGGGAAAGACGCAAGUGAUUUUAAUCCGUACCGGUUUCUGUCAAACGUUACCAAAGGAUCAGGUUCUGAAGAACAACUUGAUUAUGGAAUCAGCUCAAUUGUACUAAACGAUCCACGUGAAAAUGCAGCGUUUCUUCCUUUUGGAUCCGGUACACGUUCUUGCGUUGGGAAGAAAUUUGUUAUCCAAGUUGUUGCCACAUUGUUGGCAUCACUACUCAAGAAAUAUGAGAUAAGGUUCAACUCGGGCUCAAACGGCGACGACUCAGAACCAUUGAAAAAUCUUCAUCUUCUGCAUCAUCCUAAUUCACAAAUACUGUUUGUGAGAAGGGACCAGUGAAAGAAAAAGACAACUAUACUCUAUGAAACACAGACAUAGGAAACACGAUAUCGACACUGACACAUCAUCUUUUUCCUUUUUUUUUUCCAAAACGAAUGGGGAAGCUCGUCUCGAUAUUAAUGGCUCACUGUGGUUAUAUGGGAGGAUACACCUUGUGUUAAAUGAACUCAAGUUUUUUUCCUUCCUAUUUUUAAUCAUUGCCCUAGUGUGUUGGCCUAAAGCCAUGGCACAUGUUUUUGUUGGUUUUUUAAGCACUAAAGGGUAUAUAAAUUGCUGCUAGGAGCCAUAGGUUUUGCUUCCCCUUCUCUGGAUGAGGAGGAACUCUUUCUCUUCUGAUGUUCUAAACUUUUUUUUACUUCAGUAAGAAGUUUGUUCUAGUGUUGUGUUGUAUCAUCUUUGAUAUUGUUAGAAUAAACUGUACUUGUAUGUAUUAUUGUAUUGCUACAAAUGCAACAUUUGAGCAUGUCAAUGAAAUGAACCAAAUGCAAUGCUUCCUGA